GAAUUUCCUGCCCUCUUGUAUAGGUGGGGAAACUGAGGCCAUGGCGCUGACACUAGCCAGAUCUGGAGAAAAUAAAAAGAGGGAUCGAGAAAGGCCCCGGGGAGGCUUCCAUGAGGGACGCUCCAGCGGGAGCGCCCGCUUGAGGAGCCAGAGAGACAGGUCUCCGAAGGGCCUCCGCACCUGGCCCCCGACCUCGGCGCGCCCUCUUGGGGGCGCUCGCGGCGCCGCUACUCCUCCGCGCAGCGAGAGGGUUAAGCCUCCCUCGGUCCUUGCCGCAUGCACCGUCUCCAUGGAAACCGCGGAGGAGGUCACGGUAGCUGGGCCCCCGCGCGUCACCCCGCGCCUCGCCGGCUGCAGGCGCCCGGAUUGCGGCCUCCCAGGCGCCGCGGCCCGCGUGGACUCCACUCCGAGUUCCCCGCCCCCGCUUCACUCCGCGGGCUGCUCAAGCCCUAUGACUGCCGGUCCCAACCGGGAACGGCGCACCUGGGCACCAAGUGCGCUGGCUACACCUCUGUCCCCAGGCUCUGGCACGCGGGAAUGCGCCAAGAAACACGUGCCCAGCUCCAAGACGGGAACAUGCGCGGCAAGACGCCACCGAGGGGCUCACUGCAUUUGUGAAUGCGCUGGGGGAUCAGCCUAUAUAGGCGCACAAUUCCAGAGCUCUUGCCAAAAUGAGAGCACCCGUGGUUAAGACCUCUGGAAUCAGGUGACUCGCCUGGGUAACUAACCAGCUAUGUGACUUCGGGCAAGUCACAACCUCUGCGUCUCAGCUUGCUCAUCAGCAAAAUGGAAUUACUGUGAAGCUUGAGACCAAGUACGUUAAACGCUUAACACUAUGUUUGGCACGAG
Manis pentadactyla (Chinese pangolin) is the source of this 849-nucleotide messenger RNA. RefSeq lists its product as uncharacterized. The record is from RefSeq and is a predicted model, not a curated record. The transcript is spliced from 2 exons. Bases 41 to 691 code for a protein of 216 amino acids. Lineage: Eukaryota; Metazoa; Chordata; Mammalia; Pholidota; Manidae.